Stegodyphus dumicola is the source of this 450-nucleotide messenger RNA. RefSeq names its product glycine-rich cell wall structural protein 1.0-like. The record is from RefSeq and is a predicted model, not a curated record. Lineage: Eukaryota; Metazoa; Arthropoda; Arachnida; Araneae; Eresidae.
AUGGCAGGAUUAAAGAUAUGGGCUUCGUGUACAAUACUGAGCUGCUUAAUUCUCACUGUCUCUGAAGGAUUUAUCCACGGAGGAGGUAAUGGUGGAGGUGGAGGUGGCGGCGGAGGCUACGGAGGAGGUAAUGGUGGAAGUGGAGGUGGCGGCGGAGGCUACGGAGGAGGUAAUGGUGGAAGUGGAGGUGGCGGCGGAGGCUACGGAGGAGGUAAUGGGGGAGGUGGCGGUGGAGGAGGUGGAAGCCCUAUCUUCCUUGCAAUACCCAUUAAAUCUAAUGGCGGAGGUAAUGGAGGAGGCGGUUACGGUGGUAAUGGAGGAGGAAGUGAAGGAGGAGGAUACGGGGGAGGAGGCAACGGAGGUGGAGGAGGAUACGGUGGUAACGGAGGGGGAGGGGGUUAUGGAGGCAACGGAGGAGGAGGAAAUGGUGGAUUUGGUGAGUAUCUUUAA